AAGUGUCAGGCGUCGGGAACGACGUGAUUGUGAGCUUCUCUUUUUCAAGAUGUAAGGUCGCUAGAAGUUUGCAGACACAGCAGCACCUUUCGCAGCCGCGAGUUGCCAUUUCGCACGAUGCGGUCGUUUUUAGCCUUCCUUAGCUGCUACUCGCUAAUACUGACCUGCGCGGUAAGCUCUCAUUUAGUGGCAACGACGGAGGACGACCUCACCUUAUCGGGGACAAGUGACUCUUCGAGGGACAGCAGAAUCACGAACGAUGCGGCGGAUGCGAACCAGAAGCAGACGCCAAUUGUGUUCUGGCACGGUCUCGGAGACAGUUGUUGUAACCCUCUUAGCCUCGGCGGAUUCACCGACUUCGUGAAGGAACAAAUUCCGGGUGUCUACAUCAAUUCCCUCAAAAUCGGGGACACAAUGAUUCAAGAAGUCGAGGACGGCUACUUCAUGAACACCAACGACCAGGUCAGAGUCGCUUGCGAGAUCAUCAGAAAUGACUCAGCGCUAUCGGGUGGCUACCAUGCGCUAGGGUUUUCGCAGGGAAGUCAGUUCCUCAGAGCUGUUGCUCAGCGAUGCCCCGAUCCGCCGAUGAUAAACUUGGUGUCUCUUGGAGGUCAACACCAAGGUGUCUUCGGGUUUCCCAAGUGUCCCGGCGACAACUCGACUCUCUGUGAGUACGUCAGGAGACUCCUUAACAUCGGCGCUUACUGGGACGCCGUUCAAAAUCAUCUGGUCCCUGCGCAGUACUGGCAUGACCCGUUUCACAGGGAAACCUACGUCGCCAAGAGCAUCUUUCUCGCAGACAUCAACAACGAAAGGUACAAGAACGAGACCUAUAAGCAGAAUUUGCUCAAGCUGAAGAACUUCGUGAUGGUCCUCUACGAAGAGGACUCGGUGGUUGACCCCAGAAACUCUUCCUGGUUUGGUUAUUAUCCAGACAACGACGAUAAGACGAUUGUGCCGCUUCAGCAACAGAAAAUCUACACUGAGGACUGGAUAGGUCUGAAGCAGCUCGACGAGUCUGGAAGGCUCGUCUUUCUGUCGACUCCGGGGGACCAUCUCCAGAUGGAUAAGCAGUGGUUUAUUGACAACAUCAUCAAGUACCUAAAGUAGUUUUCUUGCAGGCCUGCCAUCUGACACUCACUCCUUUCGAUCAGUUAUUGUGCAAGUGCCGUGUUUAUUAACGUAGGUAUUGCUUCCUAUGAGAUUGGAGUUGAGUCAUUUAGCAUUAGUUGCAAGAUUUGUCUGCGGAAUGCCACGCUCGGUUGUCUGGUUUAUUUCCGAGUGAGUUGUUCUCUUCUUACUUCGUGGUUAUAAUGCUGUCGUUCUGGUGACAUUUCACAUGAUAUCAUUUUGAGCAGAAAAGUCACUUUCCCGAUGUAGAGUGAAUUUGGAUUGUGCGUAAGAAUGUUGUUGAAAGUCAAUUUCACACUUCGGUGUAAUCUGUCUUUGGCUUUGGUCGUUUAUAAUUAUUAUAAAAAUCAUUAUUUUGAAUAAUAAAUACCAUCUUGACUGUUGCAGUA
This is a messenger RNA of Ixodes scapularis (black-legged tick), 1520 nucleotides long. RefSeq names its product palmitoyl-protein thioesterase 1. The transcript has a single exon. Gene Ontology annotation, biological process: receptor-mediated endocytosis; protein depalmitoylation. Gene Ontology annotation, molecular function: palmitoyl-(protein) hydrolase activity. The record is from RefSeq and is a predicted model, not a curated record. Gene Ontology annotation, cellular component: lysosome. Lineage: Eukaryota; Metazoa; Arthropoda; Arachnida; Ixodida; Ixodidae. Bases 118 to 1110 code for a protein of 330 amino acids.